AAAAGCAAGUGGGAGGGGUUGCUCCCACACGCAGUCGGCGGUGUUUGCUUCCCCGCCCCCCUCCUAAUCAGGUGGUAGGGAGAUGUUGCACGUGGUGUUCCCGGUGGGGCGCUCGCCGACGUUUUGACGCUCUGGAUGACAUUGGGACAGACCCUGGAGGGUAAGGAUGUGGGCCCCAGUGGCCGGGCUUCCUCCGCGGCUGACGCUGUCAGCCAGUUCCGGCGCUGGUCGUUUUUGCAUUCGGAGGUCGGGAACGGCGCGGUGGAAGGACGUCCCGGCGAGGAACCGCCGCGGUUUGUCUGACUUCCAGCCGCAGCUAUUGCCUAGUCAGGAUUUCAGAGAAUUGCCCUCGCGGGCGUCCAAGUGCGGCUUAGAGUCCAAGCGUUACCUAACCAGUCCGAGACUGGCUGAGACCGUGGUGCAGUUCCUGCUGAAGGAAGAAGACCCUUGCAAGCUCAUCCUGGAAUGCAAUCCUGGUCCUGGAGUCCUGACUCAAGCAUUACUUCAAGGAGGUGCCAGAGUGAUUGCCCUUGAAAGUGACAAAACUUUUGUUCCACAUUUGGAGUCCCUAGGGAAAAAGCUGGGUGGGAAACUACACGUGGUCCACUGUGACUUCUUUAAACUGGAUCCUAGAAGUUUUGGAAUAGUAAAACCUACCGUGGACUCCCGGGUGCUUCUUCGGAAUUUGGCAAUAGAAACACUUCCUUGGUCAAAAGGUAUCCCUUUAAAAGUAGUUGGAAUCUUCCCAACUAAAAAUGAGAAAAAGAUGAUUUGGAAAUUUUUACAUGACAUAUAUUCCUGUACUUCUCUGUAUAGAUAUGGACGAGUAGAGCUAAAUUUUUUCGUUAAGGAAGUGGAUUGCCAGAAGAUAAUGGCAAAUCCUCAGAAUCGAAACCUGUACCAAGCGUUAAGUGUCCUGUGGCAAGUAGCUUGUGAGAUUAAUCUGCUGCAUACGGAGCCUUGGUCCUCAUUUGAUAAAUACACGCGCAGUGGGCACCGGGAAAAGCCAGACUGUAGGGAGUCGUUAGAACAACAAACACAACAAAACCUAUGUCUUGUUCAAUUCACUCCUCGUAGAAAUUUAUUUACACAAAAUUUAACACCUGUUAACUAUGAUGUAUUUUUUCACAUGUUAAAGCAGUGUUUUUUGAAGCGCAAUGCCAAGCUAAUAGACCACUUACAUUCAUUGAGUCUAGUGGAUGCAACGGAUAUAUUGAAGAAAAUGAGACAAAAAGGAACAACAAAAAUAACAGAUAUGUAUCCUGCAGACUUUAAACGCCUUUUUGAAACUGUAGAAUGUUCCAAAGAGUACUCCUGUAAGUGGCUGUACGAUGACUUUAUGGAAGAUGUGGUCAUAUAGGGAGCGGGACUGCCCGGACAGGAGCCGGGCCCUUCAGUUUAUGUGGAAAUGAUGACACAAGGGAAAAUGAGCGCAGGUUGAAAAGCUCACAUCCUUUCACCUGAAGGUAACUGUUCGUGUUUUGCACAAACAAGGCAGAUUAUUUCUUCGGAAGUUGAUACCAUUAGGACGUUGGAUAAAACAAUGGCUGCUAUUUUAUUCACAGCAGAAUAAAAUAAUAACUUCCCUUAAUUGUGGAUUUGAUCAGCUUAGAUUUGUUUUAUUUUAAAUGCCUAUCUACUGUCAACAUACUAGUAGUGGUAUGGAAUUGCCAGGUGAAAUUUAGUCUUAAAAAUCCUUUUAGCUAAAUAAUUACAUUGUAUUAAUUUAAAUAUUCCAUUUUUGAUGUUGAUUUUUGCAUCCUCUGGGGAGCAAAGGGUUUAUACAGUUUUAAGCUUAGAAAGUAAAUAACUUUACUUUCUCAUUUAAGUGGUUUGUUUUACUUUUCGGUUUGUCGAAAGUAUUAAGAAAUACUGUGCAAUGAAAUAAAUUUUAUUAUGGUUUAAACUUUGUAGAAAUUAAAAUAUUUUAAGUAA
Molecule: messenger RNA, 1935 nt
Organism: Pteronotus mesoamericanus
Lineage: Eukaryota; Metazoa; Chordata; Mammalia; Chiroptera; Mormoopidae
Gene: TFB2M
Product: transcription factor B2, mitochondrial
Exons: 8
Coding region: 167-1360 (397 amino acids)
Biological process (GO): rRNA methylation; transcription initiation at mitochondrial promoter
Cellular component (GO): mitochondrial matrix
Molecular function (GO): rRNA (adenine-N6,N6-)-dimethyltransferase activity; mitochondrial transcription factor activity
Source: RefSeq, a predicted model, not a curated record